Molecule: messenger RNA, 906 nt
Organism: Iphiclides podalirius (scarce swallowtail)
Lineage: Eukaryota; Metazoa; Arthropoda; Insecta; Lepidoptera; Papilionidae
Source: the annotation of a GenBank genome assembly
AUGCGCACCGUAGACCCAGAAAAGUGGUACAAAACUGUCAUCAAACCGAAGAGUAUCUUAGGAUUCUUCACGUGCAGCCCCAAUCCACAGGCAUUCGAAUCUCUCCUGAGAGACAGCUUCGUGGAUGCUAUGAAAGAGUUCUGGGCGAAUAGUUUUAUCGCUAGCCUCAGGUACUUCCAAAUUUCGGGCAACAAUAAGUUGAUUCGGAAUCUUUACAAUUUUAUCUUGGCUGCCUCAUUGAUUUGCGCCGUAACAAUCACGGCAGUAGACUUCAUAGUGACGUCGGACUCACCACCGGUUACCAUCAGCCAACUCUACUCACCGCAAUCCCUCAAGCACAUAGACUUCCCUGCAGUGGGGAUCUGCAGCUACAAUGUAGUAAGCCGCACAGCUCUGCGCGAAUACUCCACCUAUUUGCCUGUCGACGUGGAUGUCCGCUUUACUAAGUUCCUGGCGGAGGUGGGCGAAGAAGGGAAUAUCACCGAGAUCAUGCUGAAGCUUUCGCCGCGCUGCGCGUCGAUGCUGGUACGAUGCACUUGGCGCUUCCAAGUGGUACCAUGCGAACAGCUGUUUGCUGUGCGCCUCACCCGUUAUGGUUUCUGCUGUGCCUUCAAUUCGCGAUACCAAUUAGAAGAUCGCAACACUCCUCCAAAGAGAGUAGACGCGGUGGGGGAGGAAUCCGGCCUGGGAGUGGUGGUUAGAGAGAACACCGACGACGUAGCCUAUGUGCGGAGGGCUUUAAAUGGUAUUGAGGUGCUGAUCUGGGCGGGUAACGAGUUCCCAGUGACGGGAGGAGGAGUGGUAACAUCGCUGCCGGCAAACCAUAAUUCAUCCGUCUUCAUCAGGUUGAGGGCGCGAGUACAACAUGCUGACCAAAGUUUGCACUACGUCAACGAGAACUGGGUA